Messenger RNA from Pundamilia nyererei, 3362 nucleotides. RefSeq names its product prenylcysteine oxidase 1 (gene pcyox1). The record is from RefSeq and is a predicted model, not a curated record. The coding region runs from base 268 to 1797 and encodes 509 amino acids. Gene Ontology annotation, biological process: prenylcysteine catabolic process; prenylated protein catabolic process. Lineage: Eukaryota; Metazoa; Chordata; Actinopteri; Cichliformes; Cichlidae. Gene Ontology annotation, molecular function: prenylcysteine oxidase activity. The transcript has 7 exons.
UCAAUAAUUAGCGACGUUCAGGGUGGGCAGACGUGAUUCAACUGUUAAACUAGUUUAGUUAGUUUUCUCGUGGGUUUUACAGGGGCCUCUGUGAAUAGCUCAGUCUUGUAUUUAAGCAGUCUGACAAAAGUUUUAGUGAGCUUUAAAACGAGGUUUUACACUUGCUUUGAAGCUUGACACCCUGAAGGCUAUUUUUGGACCAACAGUAGUUCCCCACCAUUGACUUCUGAAAUUAUGCUUCUUAGUGCAGAGCUGUAGAUACCCACAAUGAGACUACAAACCCUGUCACUGAGAGCGCUGCUAUUCCUGGGGCUUUGGCACACAGGAAGGAGAAGUCUAGCCUCAGCCCCAGAGCUGCAGGAACAGCCUAAGAAGAUAGCUGUGGUUGGAGCAGGAAUUGGCGGCGCAGCGACAGCAUAUUACCUGAGGCAAGAGUUUGGACCUGGGGUCAAGAUCGACGUGUUCGAAGACGGCAGUGUUGGCGGGCGACUUGCGACGGUGAAGAUCGGAGAUAAUGAAUACGAAACGGGAGGCUCAGUGAUCCAUCCUCUGAACCUACAUAUGAAGCACUUUGUUGAUAAAUUAGGUAUUCCUCAGAGAAAAGACGUCCCCUCAAAAAUGGCGAUCUUUGAUGGAAAGCACAUCCUGUUCGAAGAGAGCGACUGGUUCAUAGUAAAUUUCUUCCGCAUGCUCUGGCGAUACGGGUUGAACUUUCUUCGAAUGCAGAUGUGGGUGGAGACUGUUCUGGAUAAAUUUAUGAGAAUCUACCAGUACCAGCAGUUUGGCUACUCAUUCUCCACCGUAGAGAGGCUGUUGCAUGCCAUGGGAGGUGAUAGUUUCCUCACUCUGAUGAAUCAGACCCUGGAGGAAGCCAUGAUGGGAGAAGGAUUUUCUCAGGUCUUCAUCAAUGACAUUGUUGCACCGAUCACUCGUGUCAACUAUGGGCAGAGUGUCCGCAUCAAUGGCUUUGUGGGAGCGGUGUCGUUAGCAGGGGCAGAUUCAGGCCUGUGGGCAGUGGAUGGAGGCAAUAAGAAAGUUUGCUCUGGACUUCUUUACAACAGCAAAAGUGAGCUCAUCCCUGCUAGAGUCACUUCCAUUUCAGUGAAAGUUCGACCAUCCAAGAGAGGCACCCCUGUCAGUUUAUACGAGAUUAGCUAUGUUGACCAAUCAGGAGCUGCACAUUCCCUUUAUGAUAUUGUGAUAGUAGCAACGCCUCUUCACCGGGGGAAAUCUGACAUCACAUUUUCAGGCUUUUCCCCUCCAAUCCCUUCUCACUACCCCGGGCACUACCACCAGACGGUCGCCACUCUUGUCCACGGCUUGCUCAACGUGUCUUACCUGGGGACCACAGAAGCUGCCUCAGAGUUCACCGUGUCUGAUGUCCUCACCACAGACUCAAACGGUUCCAUCAUCAACAGCCUGAGCUCUCUGGAUCCUGUGCACAUCCCCAAAGGUUACAAGCGCCCCCCUGCUAGCCAAGCUAAUGUCUGGAAGGUGUUCUCCAAAAAGCCGCUGUCCCAGGAGCAGCUGGAGAACAUGUUCCUCUCCUAUGAUUCGGUGUCUGAGACCAAAUGGCUGGCAUACCCCGCGUACCAUCCGCCGCACCGCAAGACCCCUCCUUUUAUCCUGCACAACCGGCUGUACUACCUCAAUGCUGUGGAGUGGGCAGCAAGUGCCAUGGAGAUGAGCGCCAUCGCUGCCAGGAACGUGGCCCUGCUGGCACACCACCACUGGCACGAACAAAAAAGCAAGAUCGACCAGGAAGACCUGCACACGCGCCUGAGAGGAGAACUCUGAAAAGUGAGAACUACUUGAGAGUAGAAUCAGAAGCAAUAAAAUAAGAUCAAUCGAGCCCAUUUUUAUAUGUUGGAUAACAUCGUAGUCGCCAGAGGAAAUGCUGAUCUGUGGGAGCAUGGUGACACUAGAGCCACAACUUUAGUUGAUCAGUGGUUUCAGCUUUUCUAGUUUGGGAAAUAUUUGUCUUACAUUAUUGAAAACUUUUAUACCUGUGUGUGUGGACAAAUGGGGCAUUUGAUUAUGCCAGUCUUUUUUUAAAUUAAUGUUUAUAUUUUGGCUAUAUUUUAUGCAUGGGAUCCCCAAAAAAGAUUCAGACACAGUAAAGUUUGGCACUGCAGUUGCUCCAAACCCCAGUCCACUGUUUACCAAUGGAUAAACAGUGGACAAGAUAGAUGAAGCACACAUACAUACAGAGAAUCCUUCAUUUAUAGCGAGAUACCAGUAGCAAUCGAUUAAUAUUGGCAAUGGCAAUUUCAUUUAUAAAGGACAUUUUAUUACAUAAUUCAAUGCGUUUUAAGUUUAAAAAAAAAAUAAAAAGCAGUGCAAGUCUACAGUACCUUAAGGCAAAAACCCCAACAAAACAAACUUUACAAAGAAAUAAAAUACAAGUUGACACACAGUCAUUAAGUGUAAGUCUGUGAGAGUAAAAAGGUUUUGAGUUUUUGAGUAUAGACACAGUUGUAGUUGAUCUCAGGUCAGCAGGCAGCUGUGAAUGCUGUGCUGAGGUUGGAAGCACCCCCAGCACUCUUGGAUCUAAUUCAGUUAAAAGAUCCACCACUGGUGACCUGAGAGUUCUGACUGGGUUAUACACACUGAAGAAGUCAGACACGUACUGGGAGACCAAACCACUGAAAGCAUUAUGAUCUAUUGAAGAAAAAAGUUACUUCAGUACUGGACUAAUAUGUUUAAAUUUCCACAUGCAUCUAAGGACACUGGCGCUUCCAGACUCUAGAAAGUAACAUUUUCCUGCUUAUGAUUUGGAUAAUCCUGCAAAUGUGGUGUUACAGUCUAACAUGCUUGUUAUGAACCCACAGACCAAUUUCUUAAGUAAUUUUGAAAUAAUUUUCUAAAAUAUUGAAUAUAAUCUUUAGUUGCAGGUAACAUUGUCUAACAAAAUCUGACAAUAAACAUGGAGUUAAAGAAGCCAGCAGUUUACCUACAUCACAAUUCUAUCAUUAUUUUAAUCACUUAUUGCACAUGGAUGAUGUAACUACUUCAGAUAAUUGUUGGUUGGUAUGGUAUAACAAAGAUGUUCUAUUUACAGGCGGUCAUAGAGUUCUCAUUUGGUUUUCAAAUUAGUUUACAAAAAAGGAAGAACAGUAGCUCUGUGGGGCAGGUAGAGGACAAAAAAAGCAAAAUCUAGGGGUUUGCCUCUUUAGUUCAGUGUGCUCCACUGAACUGCUUGGCAACCACAGACUGGUAACUACAUGCAACAUGGCUGAAGAGCAGCGGUCCAGGUUCGAGUUUGACCCGUGGUCCUUGAAAUGCAAAAUCCAGGAAACUGUUACAAUUAUGUUAUGUAUACUUUAUUGAAAUUCCUCCCUGCAUUUAACCCAUUCACUCAG